Molecule: messenger RNA, 6093 nt
Organism: Gorilla gorilla gorilla (western lowland gorilla)
Lineage: Eukaryota; Metazoa; Chordata; Mammalia; Primates; Hominidae
Gene: FAM151B
Product: family with sequence similarity 151 member B
Exons: 6
Coding region: 153-1031 (292 amino acids)
Source: RefSeq, a predicted model, not a curated record
AACAACAAAGCCUGGAUGACAGCACGUCUGUUUACAGCAUGAUUUACAGAAUAUUUUAAGCCCACUGUGGGGACCUGCUGCUCAGGAAAAAAAAGAUUUAUUUCAAGAUAUUACUGUUCAUUGACAAGGCACCUGGUCACCCAACAGCUCUGAUGGAGAUGUGCAAAGAGAUUGAUGCUGUUUUCCUGUAUGCUUGCAUCUAUUCUGCAGCCCGUGGAUCAAGGGGAUCUUGGAGUGAAAAUAUACUGGAAUAUUUUCUGAGAAAUAGCCAGAUUACAGCAGAAGAUGGUGCUGAGAUCACCUGGUAUCAUGCAGCUAACCACAAGGCACAAACAAAUGAGGCACUGAAAAGUACUGCUCACAUGAUAGAGGCUGAUGUCCUUCUUCCAAGUGAUGGAUCAGAACACAGCCAGCCAAUUAUGGCCCAUCCCCCUGAAACAAACAGUGAUAAUACUCUACAGGAGUGGCUGACUGAAGUUAUGAAAAGCAAUAAAGGCAUCAAGCUGGAUUUCAAAAGUCUGGCAGCUGUAGAACCAUCCAUGAUGCUCUUGGAAAAUGUGAAGAGGCACCUGAAGCGUCCUGUAUGGAUUAAUGCCGAUAUUCUUCCUGGUCCAAAUGGAAAUAGCAAAGUAAUAGAUGCAAAACCAUUUUUAGACACCGUGACAUCCUUCUUUCCAGACGUGACGUUUUCCCUGGGUUGGACAACAGGAUGGCAUCCUGAGAAAGUCAAUGAAGGGUACAGUUGGACAAUGGUGAAAGAGAUGGAAUAUAUAUGUAAUGAACUAAGUCAGCCUGUAACGUUCCCUGUCAGAGCAGCAUUAGUCAGGCAGUCUUGUUCUCAGUUACUUUGGCUGUUAAAGAAAUCAAACAGGUACAGCCUGACUAUUUGGACUGGAAAAAAUGAUAACUAUUCCGUUGAAGAUUUACUUUACAUUAGAGACCAUUUUGACAAAAAACAAGUUUUCUAUGACAUCUUGGAACCACAAAACCAUGAAUUUAAACAAGCCAUUGGAAUCAAAGUUAAUCUCUAAGAAGAAGAUUCUCAAUUAUUUCCUGUGUUUUGGUUUCAUAAUCCUUCUCUCCAUUGGUCUGAAUUAAUUACCAUAUAAAUUAUGGUUAUUGAUUGACGUUCCAAGUCAUCUAAUCAAGAAACGUUUAUUGUGUGCUUACUCUGUGGGCAUAUGUCCUUAUAAUAGUGCACUUACAUAAAAGAUUUGGAAAGAAGAGAUUUAUUUACACAAGUGGCCUAGUCUAAUAAUAAUUCAGGAAAAUGAUACUCUGCACCCCUUCAUAAAAAUAGUUUUGAUAAGCUAAAGAUGAUUGGCAGAAUCCAUAUGUCAUAAAACAGGUAUAAAUCACGUGCUUGACACUUGCAUUACAGAGAUUAUGAAAAAUAUGGUACUCUUUUCCUUUUUCCUAGAAAACUGGUUAUUUCAGAGAUAACAAAAAAGGAAGAGGGCUUUUAAAAUGUUUUUAAUUUUCACAGGGGUCAGCAGCUGUCUCAUAUCAAGAUCUAUUAAUCCAUUUCCUGAAACUAUAGAUUAGAUAGAUCUAGAAUUUCCAUGUGAUUGGGAAGCAUGCUAGUGGCUAAGUAUUUUUUUAUAUUUCUUAUUUCUAUAGUAUCUGAUUUAUAGUGAUCAAUAUACUGUUGGAGAGCAGUUUUAGUCUUUGUUAUGUAUCAUUUGUUUUCCAAGUUUCUUACUGCCACCACCUUCAUUCAGGUCCUUGUUCUACUAGUAAAACUUUAUGAACUACUUUUUUCAUGGCUCAUUCCUCACACUCUACUCAGAGAUCUGAGUUUUUCUGCUAAACAAAACUUUCUUUUCUUUUUUUAUUUAUAAUAAUAAUAAUAAUUAUUAUUAUUAUUUUGAGAUGGAGUCUGUCUUUGUCACCCAGGCUGGAGUGCAGUGGCGUGAUCUUGGCUCACUGCAGGCUCUGCCUCCCAGGUUCAUGCCAUUCUCCUGCCUGAGCCUCCUGAGUAGCUGGGACUACAGGCGCCCCCCCGCCACCACGCCCGGCUAAUUUUUUUUUGUAUUUUUUUAGUACAGACGGGGUUUCACUGUGUUAGCCAGGAUGGUCUCGAUCUCCUGACCACAUAAUCCGCCCUUCUCAGCCCCCAAAGUGCUGGGAUUACAGGCGUGAGCCACCGCGCCUGGCCUUUUUUUUUUUUUUGAGACAGAGUCUUGCUCUGUUGCCCAGGCUGGAGUGCAGUGAUGUAAUCUUGGCUCACUGCAAUCUCUGUCUCCCCAGUUCAAGUGAUUCUCCUGUCUCAGCCUCCCGAGUAGCUGGGACUACAGGUGUGCGCCACCACACCCAGCUAAUUUUUGUAUUUUUAGUAGAGAUGGGGUUUCACCAUGUUGGCCAGGCUUGUCUCAAACUCCUGACUUCAGGUGAUCCACCCACUUCGGCCUCCCAAAGUGCUGGGAUUGCAGGUGUGAGCCACCAUGCCCAGCCAAAACUUUCUUAAAUACCUCUUUCUUUAUGCCAAAUCAAAAACCUUCAAGGGCUUAAACUCAAUUUUACUCAGUUUUCCUCUUUCAAGACCCUUCAUAAUGCAGUCCCACCUAAAAGUCAGUUUGUUGUGCUCCAGCACAGUUCUUCAUUUAAAAAAUUUAUUCAACAUCAAUGGUUUCUAGAUCCUACUUUAACCAUUAAUCUUAACUGUUUAGUUAUGUUCACUAAUUGACACGUGCAUGUUAGCUAUGUCUCCUCAGCUAGACUGUAAAUUCCUUUAUGGCAAAGCUUCAUGCUUAAGUAUCUUUUACAGUGCCUGGCAUAGUCCUGAGAAAAACAUCCAGAAAAAUAUGUUGCUGCUUUGAUUUAUUAACAAAUAAUUUACUAGUGAAUGUCCUAAAAGAUGUAAUUUGCCUUUUGUUAAUCAACCAUUUUUCUCCCAGAGAAUAACAUAGUUCUAUAUAGAGAAAAGAUCUUGGGUUUUGAAUUCAGACAGAUUUUCUUUACAGCCCCACCUCUAUCCCUUACUAGCCAUAGACUUUGGGAAAUCUUUAAUGCCAUUGACUCCAGGCUCACUUGUCUAUAAAGUGGAGGUGGGGGAAUAAAAUUUCUCUUGUAGGGUUGUUGUGAGGAUUAUGUGAGAUUCAUGUAGUAGAGAUAUCUAGCUCAAUGACAUAGUGAAUGCUCAGCAAAGUUACUCUUCUUUUAGACUUAUCCUGUGAUCAUGUCCGUUAUAGAUAGAUAGCACUAAGAGAUACAACAUCAAACAUUGUAGACUUAUAAAUACUUAAAGACAAUUAUAGUAUUUCCACUUGAAAAUUCAGCUCUAGUCAAAUGGAAUGCUUCUUGUCAAAUCAUACCUAAAACUUUACUAUCCAUAGUUGUUUGCCAAAGACAAAAGGUGCAAUUUCAUUAUAAAAUUUCAACUGCUAUAGAAAAUAACUUUUUAAAUUAUAGUAAAUUAAUUUAUAAAUUUUCUACAAAGACCAUGCAUUACUAAAGACAGGUGAAUUUAUAAAUAAACUGCCUUUUGUUGAAGUUCAAAGUAAAACUCACUUGUCCAGAAUAUUAUUUUUACUACUUAAUUGUCCUACCUUUGAUAAUUUUUUUAAAAUAUUAAUAUUAUGGUAAAAUUAUAUAUUGAGAAAUCUAUAAGCCUGAUAUCACUUAGAUUUUUUUUUUUUUUUGAGACAGAGUCUAACUCUGUCACCCAGGCUGGAGUGCAGUGGUACAAUCUUGGCUCACUGCAACCUCCACCUCCCAGGUUCAAGUGAUUUUCAUCCCUCAGCCUCCCAAGUAGCUGGGAUUACAGGACUGUGCCAUCACACCUGGCUAAUUUUUGUAUUUUUAGUAGACAGGGUUUUGCCAUGUUGGCCAGGCUGGUCUGGAUGGAACUGCUGGCCUCAUGUGAUCUGUCCACUUUGGCCUCCCAAAGUGCAGGUAUUACAGGAGUGAGCCACCGCAUGCAGCCUCACUUAGAUUAAUAUUUAAAGGUGUAUUUUAAACUGUUCUCAGGAACAAAAACACAUAAGAGAAUUAUAAAAUGUAUUCUGUUGGAAAGUAAAAUUUUAAUAGCUAUCCAUAUGGAAAAAAAUACCCUUGAUCCCUACCUCAUGCCAUAUACGAAUAAUUUGAGAUGGAUCUUAGGCCAAAAUGUGAAAGCUAAAACCUUAAUGCAUUUAGAAGAGAAUAAGGGAGAAUGUUUUCCAGACUUUGGGGUAGGCAUAGGUUUCUUGUAACCCGGAAAACACUAGCCAUAAAAGGAAACAUUGAUAAAUAGACUUUAUCAAAACUUAAAACUUCUCAGAAAAGACACCAUUGACACAUAUCUGACAGAGGGUAUAUUACUCCUCUAAACUAUAAGAAAAAACCCCAAAAAACUGACUAAAAAUGGGCAAAAGACUUGAAUAGAUACUUCACACACAAAAAGUAAUUCAGAUGGCCAAAAGAAUAUGAAAAGGAACUCAACAGUAUUCCUUAUUCAGGAAAGACAAGUUUAAGCCACAAUAAAUGCCAGUACAUACCCACCAGAGAGGUUAAUAUUAUAAGGACUAAAAACACCUUUUAGGAAAAAAAGGAAAACAGUUUGGCAGUUUCUAAUAAAGAUAAGUAUAUCUCUACCUUAAGACCCAGCCACUCUAUCUGUGCCAUAUACUCAAGAGAAAAGAGCUCAUGUAUUUACAUUAAAAGACUUGUAAAAGAAUGUUCAUAAAAACUUUAUUCUUAAUAGCCAAAAACUAGAAACAACCCCAAUUUUCAUCAGUAAGAGAAUUUAUAAAUAAUGAUAGACUCAUACAAUGAAAUUACUACACAGCACUAAAACAGUUUGAACUGAUGUAACAAUAAAGGUUAUUAACAACAUUAUGCAAAAAAAGGCACAAAUGAAUACAUAUUCUCUGGAUCCAUUUAUAUGAAGUUAAAGAACAGUCAAAACUAAUACAUGGUGCUAGAAGUCAGAAUAGUAGUAACCUAUACGGUUCUGUGGGGUUUUGUCUGGGAUGGAGCAUGUUGGAACUUUUUUGGGUGUUGAAAAUGUUCUGUAUCUUGUUCCGGGAAAUGGUUAUUUUGAUGUGUACAUAGGCAAGGCAAAAAACUUAUUGAGUUGUCACAUUUAAUAUUUGUGCAUUUUACUGUAUGUAAAUUAUAUAUCCAUUUUCAAUAAUAUUUUAAAGGCCUUGAUGUACAGAAAUGCAAUAGAAUAGUAUGCAGAAACUUUUUUAAAUUUUUUAUUUUUUUGAUACAGCAUCUCGCUCUGUUGCCCAGGCUGGAGUGCAGUGAAAUGAUCUCGGCUCACUGCAACUUCUACCUCCCAAGUUCAAGCAAUUCUUCUGCCUCAGCCUCCCAAGUAGCUGGGAUUACAGGCGUGUGCCACCACAGCCAGCUAAUUUUUUUGACUUUUGGUAGAGAUGGGGUUUCACCAUGUUGGCCAGGCUGGUCUCGAACUCCCGACCUCAGGUGAUCUGCCCACCUUGGCCUCCCAAAGUGCUGGGAUUACAGGCAUGAGCCACUGCACCUGGCCCAAGCUUUAUUAAUGUGGGAAGAUGUUACAGCAUACUGCAGGUUGUAAAAGAGCAUAUAUAUGGCCAGGCAUGGUGGCUCACGCCUGUAAUCCCAGCACUUUGGGAGGCUGAAGUGGGCAGAUCACAAGGUCAGGGAGUUCAAGGCCAGCCUGGUCAUCAUAGUGAAACCGCAUCUCUACUGAAAAUACAAAAAAUUAGCCAGGCAUGGUGGCGGGUGCCUGUAGUCCCAGCUGCUCAGGAGGCUGAGGCAGGAGAACCGCUUGAACCCGGGAGGCAGAGGUUGCAGUGAGUGGAGAUCACGCCACUGCACUGCAGCCUGGGCGACAGUGUGAGACUCGGUCUCAAAAAAAAAAAAAACAUAUAGAUUUAAAGAUAUAUAUCUUUGUAUGUGUAGAAAAUUUUUGCAAAGAAGUUCAAAUGCACAACAUAAUGGUUAAGUGCCACCUAUUUUUUCCCUCUAAGUUGAUGUCUAAUAUAGUGGUGUUGAGAUCACAUAUCAUCCAAAGGCUAUUUCUCAAGAGUGGUAGAGUAAUCCUAAUUCCAGAAGAGACUUUAAUAAGAAAAUCAAUUGUUCAAAAAUUCAAAGGCUUCUAAUAAAGAGUAGCUUAUUGUCCUGUAA